AUGGCAGCUCCUUACACCCCGGAAUUGAACAAAGUGCACAAUGAAAAGGUUCCGAUUCAAGACUCACUCAUAACCGAGACGUCGGAAAUGCAAGAUGAGACAGCUCGUGUGUGCGAGGGACUGAUUCUCGAAGGCCAGCUGCCGAAUCUCAACCGAUCUGCACACGUUGAAUUUCUUCAGGUUCCCCUCCAGAAUCGGCUACCAGCCAGUUUCACCGGUCUAGACGCUUCUAAACCAUGGAUCAUGUACUGGCCGUUGCAGGGCAUAUCUUUGCUUGAUCCUUUGGCUUUGUCCCCGGCAGACUCUUCACGCGUCUCCGCUUCAGUGUUUGCGUGCAUAUCGCCCACCGAGGGAGGUUUCGGCGGCGGACACGGUCAGAUUGCGCACCUGGCCAGUACUUACGCUGCCCUCAACGCGCUUGCGAUCUCACAGGACAGAGAAGCAUGGAGUGCUCUUGACCGCAAAAAAAUCUAUGGAUAUCUGUUGGCGAUGAAAUGCGAAGAUGGUGGGUUCCGCAUGCAUCAUGGCGGGGAGGAGGAUGUGAGAGCAAUUUAUUGUGCACUAGCUAGUGCGGCCCUUCUCAACAUCAUGACCGAAGAACUGGUGGCUGGAAGUGCAGAGUGGAUAUCGAGAUGCCAGACGUACGAGGGCGGUAUAGGCGGAGCGCCUGAUAAUGAAGCGCACGGUGGAUACGCGUUUUGCGGACUGGCGGCUUUAUGUUUGCUGGGAAAUCCGAUAGAAACAGUCCCGAAAUAUCUCGACUUGGCUAAUUUCAUCCAGUGGCUGUCAGCGCGACAGUAUCAACCGGAGGGUGGGUUUUCGGGACGGAGCAAUAAGCUCGUGGACGGGUGCUACAGCUGGUGGGUCGGCGGAUGCUGGGCCAUUCUGGAGGGAUUGAUGCCAGCGCUGAGGAUGGGGAGCGACGUGAUUUGGAGUAAAGCAGAUUUACAGAAAUACAUACUGUGCUGCUGUCAAAGCGCCAGUGGGGGUCUGCGCGACAAGCCUGGAAAGUCUGCCGACUUUUACCAUUCAUGCUACGUUCUCUCGGGCUUGUCGGUAGUACAGCAUCGGUACAAGAUCUCGCCCCAGAAACGGGAGAGUAAGCUUGGCGAGUGGUCGCUGAUGUGGGAUUACGAAGCCGAGGACGAGAAAGUGGUGAAGGUUGUAGCGGCGAACGCAGUCGGGCCGCUGAACCCAGUGCAUGUCCUGCCAUGGGGAGUCGCGGAGAUGAUGCACGACUUUUAUGCGAAGCAGUAG
This is a messenger RNA of Myxozyma melibiosi, 1257 nucleotides long. RefSeq names its product terpenoid cyclases/protein prenyltransferase alpha-alpha toroid. The record is from RefSeq and is a predicted model, not a curated record. The transcript is spliced from 3 exons. Bases 1 to 1257 code for a protein of 418 amino acids. Lineage: Eukaryota; Fungi; Ascomycota; Lipomycetes; Lipomycetales; Lipomycetaceae. Gene Ontology annotation, biological process: protein farnesylation. Gene Ontology annotation, molecular function: protein farnesyltransferase activity. Gene Ontology annotation, cellular component: protein farnesyltransferase complex.